Molecule: messenger RNA, 982 nt
Organism: Racocetra fulgida
Lineage: Eukaryota; Fungi; Glomeromycota; Glomeromycetes; Diversisporales; Gigasporaceae
Source: the annotation of a GenBank genome assembly
AUGUCAACUCAGAAUGGGUCCACUACGUGCGAGAAGUGUGGUGGAAAAGUGAAUACCAUAACUUCCUGGUGCACUCCGUGCAACGCCGAACUGUUUGAAAAGGAGUUUCCAACCUGGACAAGUGGUAUUGCCGAAGUCGACGAGUUUCUACGUAAUACUCAAAUAACCGCUGAGCGGUGUGAGAGUGUUUUCGUGUGGGUGGACCCUUCAGAGUUUACUCAACUUGAAAAAGUUGAAUACUCGAAAAAUAAUAUGGCUUACUGGAAAGAAGGUCAUCUUUUAGGUUGGGACUUAAAAUCAAAUAAAAAAAUUCAAUACGGUGGUCAGUGGGUUAAGUUGGUGACCAAUUAUUGUGGUGAGAAACAUUUAGCGACAAAGUUUCUUAAAUCGCUCGAAUUUUCAAAAAAUAAUCCGUCCGAGCGACUUGUUUACGGAAUAACUCGUGACCCUAUAACUAAUUAUUAUGCUGUAAUUGAAAAAGUAGUAGACAAGUGCUCCUCUUGCCAUAAUGAAUGGAUGUCACCUCGUUGGUGUCGUGGUUGUAAUUCUGAUGGUCGUAUUCGAAAAUGGGAUUCCAAUGCAAAUAAAUGGGAACGAGGGGAUCCCAUGUUUGUUGCUUUGAAAGAAAUAGAAAAGGAAGAUGGAGGUAUCAAUGAAUUUCUUCGAGAGGCCAAGGCAAUGACUCAAUGUCGAGAGGUUAAUUUGGGAUCCUUAGAUUGCUAUGGCAUUACACGACACCCCGAAACACAAAGUUAUCUAAUUGUCAUGCGUUAUGUCGAACAUGGAAAUUUACGAAAGUAUCUAUCUGAUUUUGUUACAAAUCCCUGGAAAGACCGUUUAGAUAGACUUUGGAGUCUCUCAAUUGACCUCCGCAGUAUUCACCGUUCAAAUCUUGUGCAUCGUGACUUACAUGCUGGAAAUGUCCUUCUUGGUGAGAAUAAACGUAGCUUUAUUGCUGAUCUUGGAUUAGCUUGCGAUGAUG